AUGGCAACAGCAGUAGCUCAAAACUGGGCAGAUGAAUUGCCACAAACACAAGUCACAGACAACGGAGAUGGUACCAAGACAGUAGUCUCGUUCACACGCAACCAACAAGGGAAGAAAGUCAAGAUAACUAAGAGGAUCAGAGAAACCAUAGUCAAAGAAGAAGUGGUCCCAGCCGUGGCCCAAAGAAGAAAGUGGUCACGAUUUGGUGAGGAAAAGGAUAACACAGCUGUAGGUCCAGACACAAGAACAACCAUGUUAGACGAUCCUAUUGAUGUCCAAUUUGGUGAAGAAGCACGUAAGAGAAAGGAAGAAGAAGUCAAGAAGAGAAAGCAAACCGAGGUAACAAAAUCAUUGGUGGUGUGUAGAUUGUGUCAAGGAGACCAUUUCACUACCAAGUGUCCAUUUAUUGGUACCUUAGGUGUCGAUCCAGAGUCCAACCCUAACAUGUCUGGAAACAAUGGUGAAGCCGAGGGUUCCACUGCUGAUGUCUCUGGAGAUUCUGUCGGCUCUGGUCUCGGAGGCUCUGGAAGCUCCUACGUGCCUCCACACCUCAGAGGAAGAGGGGGUGCUAUGCCACGUCCCGGACCAGGUGAAAGAAUUCACGAUGACUCAACCACAAUUAGAAUUACACAACUUAAUGAAGUUGUGGAUGAACAAAGAUUACGUAUGGAACUUUGUGCUCCAUUUGGUAACAUUACCAAGGCUACUGUUGUCAGAAACAGAGAAACUGGUAGGUCAAAAGGAGUUGCAUUUGUUGCCUUUGAGACUGAGCAAGAAGCUCAGUUGGCAAUUGACCGUUUGAACAACAGAGGUUAUUUGUCUUUGAUUUUGAAGGUGGAUUGGUCCAAGCCAAAGCCUAAGGUGUAG
Messenger RNA from Komagataella phaffii GS115, 867 nucleotides. RefSeq names its product Subunit of the core complex of translation initiation factor 3(eIF3). Gene Ontology annotation, molecular function: translation initiation factor activity; RNA binding. The record is from RefSeq and is a predicted model, not a curated record. The transcript has a single exon. The coding region runs from base 1 to 867 and encodes 288 amino acids. NCBI's taxonomy places the organism in Eukaryota, Fungi, Ascomycota, Pichiomycetes, Pichiales, Pichiaceae. Gene Ontology annotation, cellular component: eukaryotic translation initiation factor 3 complex; cytoplasm.